AUGAAGGAGCGAUACCACGAACGCAAGCAGAAGAUCAAGGGCAAGGUCAACCCUCCCGGAGGCUUCGACUCUACGCCCAUCCCCGACGCUCCUCAGGGCUACACGGUCAAGUUCAUCUUCCAUCGCGCUCGGAAUCUCCCAGUCUCCGACUUUGGCUCUGGGUCUUCCGAUCCGUUUCUCACAGCAACUCUGACCACCAACCUGCCCAAACGUCACAAGGAGGAUCCAGACCUCGUCUUCCGGACCAAGACGAUCCGCAAGUCGCUCGAGCCCGAGUGGGAGCAGGAGUGGAUUGUCGCAAACGUCCCUGCCUCGGGCUUUAGACUCAAGUGUCGCCUCUACGAUGAGGACUGGCCCGACCAUGACGACAGACUCGGCAACGUGACGCUCAACGUGGACAGCGUGUCGGAGUCGUGGGAAGGCCUUCAGCCUCCGGGACAGGACUUUGAGGUCAAGAAGCGCGCAGGCAGUAAGCGCGCAUAUCUGCUGAGGGCGUGCACAAACUUCCUCGUGCGAGACCACAGCAUCACGCCACAUCUUAUCCUGAGCGCCGUGGUUCUUGGCAAGUCUGAUCCUCCUCAUGGACAGAUGUAUACUGUCGGGCCGACGUACUACUUCAAGCACUUUAGCCCAAUGAUUGGGCGGAUGACGGGGAUCAAGGUGAAUAGGAACGAGAGCGACGACCACGGCAGCCACGACCCGCAGCCCGCCAACAGCACUGGCAAUGGCAGGGCCAAUCCAAAGACGGAAAAGUACGAUUUCCAAGCCAACGAGAUCCAGCUUGCGGGACCGGUCCCGCCAAAGCUCUACCAUCGCUUCGUCGAGUUCCGGCCAGUUAUUGGCAUGCUCUUCAAGAACAAAGGGCUUCGUGGCAAGAUCUUGAACGCGGCACUCCACCAUCAACACCGGCGAGUGUAUAGUUUCCAGAAGGAGACAGAGUACGGCACGUUCGAGCCAUGCACAGAAGCGGCCAGUCUACAGUUUUUGCGGAUGUGUCACUUUGACCAGGGCGGGCGUAUUUUCACCUACGUGAUAACGCUCGAUGGCCUCAUGCGAUUCACCGAGACCGGCCAUGAGUUUGGUAUUGACCUCCUCAGCAAACACACGAUGCACAGUGAUGCCGCUGUCUAUAUCGCGUGUUCGGGAGAAUUCUUCAUCCGCCGACUGGAGAAGCCAAACGCAUCUGAAGACCCCGAGCCAGAUCAACCUACUCAUCCUGCAAAGGAUGUGCCGGGCGGCCCACCGCACAGUGAUCCUCCAGCCAAGCCGCAACACUACCAACUAAUCAUCGAUAAUGACAGCGGAACAUACCGACCAGACAAGUCUGUCCUGCCCGAUCUUCACGAUUUCCUCGAGCGCAACUUACCCGGGCUCGGAAUUGUGACACUCGCCUGCGAUGACCCAGAGGACAAGAAACUCAAGGACGAGCAGUUUCAGAUUAAGAAGAAGGAAGGCCGCGUUGUUCGCAUGGUCGCGAACCGCAGCCCCAGCGCAAGCUCGUUCAGUUCUGACGACAUCAGCGACCUCGAAGACCUCGACGCGUCCGGUGACAGGGGGCGCAUGAGCAAGAGGGAAAAGGUUCUCGACGUGCUGGCUGACCCGAACAAGAUCAAGGACUGGAUAAACGGGCGAAAGAGAAGAAGGGGUUCUUCGGAUGAAGUCGACGGUGCUGUUGUCAGCUGA
This is a messenger RNA of Microdochium trichocladiopsis, 1683 nucleotides long. RefSeq lists its product as uncharacterized. The coding region runs from base 1 to 1683 and encodes 560 amino acids. Lineage: Eukaryota; Fungi; Ascomycota; Sordariomycetes; Xylariales; Microdochiaceae. Gene Ontology annotation, biological process: positive regulation of gene expression. The record is from RefSeq and is a predicted model, not a curated record. The transcript is spliced from 3 exons.